CCCGGCUACCGUAGUGAGGAAACCAAACCCACGUGGUUAACCAAAACAACAUGGCGGCUGGUUUUAAGACUGCAGAGCCUCUGGAGUAUCACAUGAGUUUUCUGAAAGAAAACUGUCGGCCUGAUGGACGGGAGUUGUCAGAAUUCAGAACCACAACUCUGAACAUAGGGUCCAUAUCCACAGCAGAUGGCUCAGCCCUGGUGAAGUUUGGAAACACUACAGUCAUCUGUGGAAUUAAAGCGGAGUUGACAAACCCCACAGUGGAAGGACCUGGUAAAGGCUACAUUGUACCGAAUGUGGAUUUGCCGCCGCUUUGUUCGUCUCGUUUUCGACCGGGUCCGCCGAGUGAACAGGCCCAGGCGACCAGUCAGCUCAUCGCCGAUGUCAUCGAAAGCUCAGAAGUGAUACAAACCGAAGAUCUGUGCAUUGACAGAGGAAAGCUCUGCUGGGUUCUCUACUGUGACAUCAUGUGUCUCGACUACGACGGGAACUUGUUGGACGCGUGCAUUGUUGCUCUGCUGGCCGCACUGAAGAACACACAACUUCCAGAAGUCGUCAUAAACACAGAGACGUCUGUUCCACAGGUGAACUCGGACAAGAGACGCGCGCUGCACAUUCACAAGCACCCUGUUUCUACGUCGUUUUCUAUCUUCGAUGACUCCAUCCUGACCGUCGACCCCACGGCUGAGGAGGAGAGUCUGGCGACCGCUCAGCUCACCGUGGUGACAGACGAGGAAGAUCGCCUCUGCUCUGUGCACAAACCUGGUGGGACGCCAUUGUCGGGAGAGAAGCUGCAGGAGUGCAUCAGCCGUGCGACACUGCGACAGAGAGAGAUCCAGAAACUCAUCAAUAAAGUCAUACACAGUGUGAAGACGACACAAUAAAGAACCAGAGGGAGACCAUGUUCAUUUUUUUUUUAUCUAAAAGCUGUAUUUUCCACUGUCAAUAUAUAUUCUUUUUAAUAACAAUAAAACUGCUGACAAAGA
This is a messenger RNA of Solea senegalensis (Senegalese sole), 986 nucleotides long. RefSeq names its product exosome complex component RRP43-like. The coding region runs from base 51 to 884 and encodes 277 amino acids. The record is from RefSeq and is a predicted model, not a curated record. NCBI's taxonomy places the organism in Eukaryota, Metazoa, Chordata, Actinopteri, Pleuronectiformes, Soleidae. Gene Ontology annotation, cellular component: cytoplasmic exosome (RNase complex); nuclear exosome (RNase complex). The transcript has 11 exons. Gene Ontology annotation, biological process: nuclear polyadenylation-dependent rRNA catabolic process; U4 snRNA 3'-end processing; U5 snRNA 3'-end processing.